Messenger RNA from Exophiala xenobiotica, 2743 nucleotides. RefSeq lists its product as uncharacterized. Gene Ontology annotation, biological process: DNA-templated transcription; regulation of DNA-templated transcription. The transcript has a single exon. Lineage: Eukaryota; Fungi; Ascomycota; Eurotiomycetes; Chaetothyriales; Herpotrichiellaceae. The record is from RefSeq and is a predicted model, not a curated record. Gene Ontology annotation, molecular function: DNA-binding transcription factor activity, RNA polymerase II-specific; DNA binding; zinc ion binding. The coding region runs from base 46 to 2706 and encodes 886 amino acids.
GUCUCACGAUGCUGACCCUGUCUCUGUCGUUGCAAGUGGAGGAUCAUGGUGCCACAGUACGCAUUGGAGACUGUGCAUUAUACUGAUCAGCCACAAGGGGACAACUCGUCGAGUCAUCCCCAAAUUGAAAUUGCUUGCGCCAAUUGCGCCGCGACAAAGACCAGAUGUGACCGGCAGUAUCCUUGCGGUCGAUGCCGCAUGAAACGCUUGAGCUGUAUCUCGCGGCAGCCGCGAAGGAAGAGAACUCUCAGAGCAAAGUCUGCCCGUCACGCGCAGCCCUCGGUCGAUGGUCAUGCAGAACACGCCCAGAUCGAAGGAAGGUUCACACCUGAAGGAUGUGUUGGAGACCAGGACUUCUACGGCUCAUCUCAGCAUUUGAAUCCGGAUCCGCACUUGGGCCUGAUCUUUGCAGAGCAUUCCAGCCCAGGCCUCUCGGGACAUCUCAAUGACAGUCAAAGAUUGAUUGCCGCUGAUCGGCAACUUGGGCAACCCAGCCACCACAUAGCCAAUUCUGCAGAUCGUGCGUUGCGUCAAGGGAUUGAAGCUGACACUUUCCAAACUCCGGGGCUUCGCCUUGAAGAUCUGGAACCCCCUACAUUCAAUCCUACGCAAUCAUCUGGUUUGCUGGAACCGGUUGCAAGGGCCGAACCUGCCGCAGAAUUUGGGCUUGUUCAGCAAUCACCGGAGAACCACAACGGCCUUGCACGCAACGAGAAUUCCUCCGGUUACCCAGGCCGAGGCGAUCUCGAGCACAUUUACGAAGAAGAUAAGACUGCUUUGGUCCCAGAUUGGGAUCAUUGGGCCAUAUGCCGAUGUCUUCCUCCACCUACAGCUGAUCCUGAAGAUAGGAAGAAGUCGUCGAUCAUGACGCUUGAGCAGAACUUCGCACGCCCAGGACCUUGGACAAUCCUCACAGGAAACCGGAGAGGUGAGCAGUUUGCACCCGCUGAACGGUUUGUGAAUGUAGAGCUGUCCGAAGCUACUCGAGAAUGGCUCUUGAUGAUCGCACAACGCUUCAUGCGUGUUGCCAUGGAUGUCCAUGGCCUGAGCAUUGAUCCUCCAUCCCCAGCACCGCCCGAGGUGGAUGAGUUCAAUGCUCUUGGAGGUUUCAUACGACUACCACCGUCCGAAGCUCUUCAUGAAUACCUCGAGACGGUGUUGACAAUUUACGAACCGUUCUAUCCUCUCGUUCCAGCACGAAUUCUGGAACCCAAUCAACUGGCCGGGCCUCAACAUGGUCGGGGUUCCAAUCUCUUGCUAUUCCUGAUGUUCGCUUUCGGAUCGAUGCUGGAUCCUGCUGUCAAAGCUCGGCGUUUUUCCACGGCUCUGACCGAAAUCUGCAGGCACUCAAUCCACGACGUGCUUGAAAAGGAUUCAGGUGCACCUGGAAGUGGCCUUCUAUUCUAUUGCUCAUUGAUUUUCAUCAUUAAAAGCUCAUUCAGUGGUGACAAAGCGCACAUGAAUAUUGCCGUGGCUCAUAGACACAUGUACCUGACGCUAAUGAGGUCGGUUGGACAUUUCAAGAAACCACAUCGCCAGUUGCAGCCACUAAGUUCUGAGAAGGAAGGCCUCAAAAAGUUUUGGCAGUCCUGGCUUGAAAAAGAGAGCGCUUCGAGACUUGCAUAUGGCUGGGUCAUGCUGGAAACGGAGAUCAGCCUGUUCUACGAUUGUCGCCCGAUUUUGAAUACCUCAGAACUCGAAGCACCAUUACCAUGCAGCGAAAGCUUAUGGCUCGCAUCUCAUUCUGAGGAAUGGCGUGAAAACUUGUGCAAAGAGGGCUCAUUUGAUGAUUGGCAGGUCUGUUUGGAUGCACAGCCUGACCACUCGCUCCGUAGCCUAUUCCAACUCUUGAUGGACAACGAACUGGACCAAUUGGACUUCCAGCCGACAAUUUUACACAUGAGGCUGUUGCUGUAUCCUCUCCACGUUCUUGUGGCGGAACUGGGCCAGCUGUUGGAUAGUGGCUUAGUAUCAAUGCAGUCUCGAUGGUUCUCCAGUUCCACCAUGCAAAGUUCGUCGGUCCUCCGUCAUGAAGAGAUACGACUUCUCCUGCAAACAUGGCGUGAUGUCUUCGAUCGAUCGACUGGACAGGGCGCCCGGUUUCGGGCGAUGAGAAAUGCCACCUUGACACUCUUUCAUCUCAUAAGCCUCAACCUAUUUACCGCGUUCAGCAAACUGGAACGUCUCGCUCGGGAUAGUUUUGAAAUGCUCGAAUCUCAGUCACAGGCAGGCUUAGUUUCAAAUUGGAUUCGUGCUCCUGAGCACGCCAUCUUGCAUUGUGGUCAAGUCUUUCGGCUAUCCAGAGAGAUGGAUCAGGGAAUAUGCCCCAUAUGGAGUGCCGCAGCCAUAUAUCGCGCUACUCUGAUAUUAUGGUCAAUAAGCAUUAUCAAUGCUCUUUCCGCGCUUGGACACGAGACGAUCGAUCUCCAGCGGAACACGGGAAGGGAGCUCGUGAUUGAUCAAGUGGCGCUUCAAGAUGAUGAUGCUCAACGUUAUCUUCGACGUGGCGACGCCAAGCCUGUGCUGACUACUGAAGACGGGCGUCGGGUUUCGCUGCGCAAUCCUGGCGAAUUGUUGCAAUUGGGGAUUACUACAGUGACUCGUCAUUGUUUGGCAACAUCUUUCUCUGCAGGGAUUAGGUACAAGCUGGAGGAGAUGGCCAAGAUUUGGGAACCGAAACAUCGGUCUAUUCCCGACCAAGGAUAGCUACAGGAGCAGGAUAGAUAAAGGAUCAAGACAAUCA